ACUCAGAAGAUGAAUCUCUUCCAGUCCAUAACAAGUGCCUUGGACAAUGUUUUAGCCAAAGAUCCGACUGCAGUAAUAUUUGGUGAAGAUGUGGCCUUUGGUGGAGUCUUCAGGUGUACAGUUGGCUUACGGGACAAAUAUGGUAAAGAUAGAGUUUUCAACACCCCGUUGUGUGAACAGGGAAUUGUUGGCUUUGGUAUUGGAAUUGCUGUUGCAGGUGCUACAGCCAUUGCAGAAAUUCAGUUUGCAGACUACAUUUUCCCAGCAUUUGAUCAGAUUGUUAACGAAGCAGCAAAAUAUCGUUACCGCUCUGGAGACCUGUUUAAUUGUGGAAACCUCACCAUCAGAGCCCCCUGGGGCUGUGUGGGUCAUGGCGCCCUGUAUCACUCUCAAAGUCCAGAAGCCUUUUUUGCUCACUGUCCAGGAAUAAAGAUUGUUAUUCCAAGGAGUCCUCUUCAGGCCAAAGGACUGCUGCUGUCAUGCAUAGAGGACAAAAAUCCAUGCAUCUUCUUUGAACCCAAAAUACUCUACAGAGCUGCAGUGGAACAAGUUCCUGUGGAGCCCUACACCAUUCCGCUGUCUCUGGCUGAGGUGCUGCAGACGGGCAGUGAUGUGACCCUGGUUGCUUGGGGCACUCAGGUACAUGUGAUCAAAGAGGUGGCAGCAAUGGCUCAAGAAAAGCUUGGUGUGUCCUGUGAAGUUAUUGACCUGAGAACCAUCUUACCUUGGGAUACAGAGACCGUUUGCAAG
Molecule: messenger RNA, 750 nt
Organism: Mesitornis unicolor (brown roatelo)
Lineage: Eukaryota; Metazoa; Chordata; Aves; Mesitornithiformes; Mesitornithidae
Gene: BCKDHB
Product: branched chain keto acid dehydrogenase E1, beta polypeptide
Exons: 7
Biological process (GO): branched-chain amino acid catabolic process; response to nutrient
Molecular function (GO): catalytic activity
Source: RefSeq, a predicted model, not a curated record